ACAAAAGGCUCUCAUAACUAUUUCGGAUGGAAAGUUUGAUAUGCAUGAUCUAGUGCAAGAAAUGGGACACUACAUUGUUAGAGGAGACCACCCUAAGAAUCCUGAAAAACAUAGUAGAAUAUGGAAGAAGGAAGAUGUUGAAAGAAUAUGUGCUAUGGAUGCAACAAUGGAACUUGACAAGAUUGAAGCAAUACAAGUUCAUUACGAUAAAUUGCGAGUAGAAUUAUUUGAAUCCGAUAGACUUCGAGUACAUGAAGAACCUCCUCUUCCUUUGAUUGUUGCAAACAUGAGGAACCUUAGGUUUAUUCGGUGGAAAGGUGACCUUGCAAAUCCAUUGCUUAAGAAACUUUCACCGUGGGAGUUUUUCCUUGGGUAUAUUCAAUGGAAAGGUGAACCAGUAAAUCCAUUGCUUAAGCAAUUUCCACCAAAGGAGCUUUGUUGUCUGAUAUUGCGUGAUGCCAUGCAACAACAACUUUGGAAUGGUUGUAAGGUGCUCCCAAAUCUGAAGAUAAUGGAACUUUACGAUUUAAAUAACCUAAUCAUGACACCAAAUUUUGAUGGAAUUCCACAUCUUGAAAGAUUCAAGCUUUGGAGAUGUGAGAAACUAGAAGAGAUUCAUUCAUCGUUUGGACGCUUGGACAGGCUUGUUUGCUUAUCUAUAGUGCUUUGCAAGCGUAUUAAGAAAUUUCCAUCCAUUACCCGACUAAAGAAACUCAAGACCCUUUCAUUGCACGUGAGCCCCGAAGUUAUUGAGCUCUCAGAAAUCCAAGAGAAGAUGGACAACUUGUUGGGAGAAGAAGACAUCGGUUCUUCUGUUUGCCAAUUAUCCAACUCGAACCACAUACGCUCUGCUGUUUGGGAGUUACCCAACUUGCAAAAACUCAAUCUAUCAAAAAAUAAGUUUUCACGAUUAAACUUUAGUUUCAUGCGAACUCCUCGGCUCAAAUUGCUCAACGUCUCAUUUUGCUCAGACCUUGUAGAAUUAUCAGAGCUCCCAUCAAGCAUAGCGAUUGUUGAAGCGUAUGGUUGUCCCUCACUUAAAAGCUUUGGAGCUAUUUCACACUGCAAAUGGCUGUGGAAAUUCUCGCUUCGUGGGGUGUACAAUUUAGAUCCAUUUGUUGGUUACAUGUUACUAGACUCCAUGCUCAAGGGGCAUGCUAUUGAAGAUCACCUUAUCAGUGUGAUUCUUGAUUAUGAGAUUCCAAAGGAGUAUGUACUUGUGGGCAGGUUUUGGCAUGAGUCUAAUUAUAAUGCAACGAACCAUUGCCGAAUAACAUCUACAUACGUGGGAUAUGUUUCCUUUAAUUCAUUGAGACUCACAGCUGCGUGCUUCAACUUGAAUUCAGUAUACAGUGUGAUUUUAGUUUCCUUGCGCCAGAGUUGGAGUACUGCUUCUCAAGCUGCAAAUCGAAUAGGAGUUUCACUCGUUCCUAAAACAAAACGUAAAGAUGAUCCGAUGAAAACAGCAAAAGAUUCCUCGGAUUUUGGGGAUGAGAAAGAUAAAUCUAGUCCGAUUUUUGCGAUCAAACAUGGUUCAAACUCAUCUAUUAAGAUCUUGUGGCGACCUCUUAAUUAG
Messenger RNA from Lactuca saligna, 1576 nucleotides. Lineage: Eukaryota; Viridiplantae; Streptophyta; Magnoliopsida; Asterales; Asteraceae. The record is from the annotation of a GenBank genome assembly.